UCUAAUCUAACCAAUAUACGUCGAAAAAUAUUUUAUAAAUUUGAUGAGAAUUAUAGACGAAUAUAUUAAAAAGGAACGAAAUUUAAAGAAAAUGCAAUGAUACAAAAAAAGUCGGAUAUUAUGCUUAGACUAUAGAAUUCAUUUAUGUACUGAGAUCUUCGAUUGAACUCUAAACACACCUCACCUAUAAUUUUCCUCAUUCAUAUUCAUUAUACGCACUGGUGUGUGAGAGGUAUUUAUGAGUCUGUAUGUCUAUUGCAAUCAAUUAGAUUAUGUUGCUGGUAAUUUUUCGCUGUCGUUUAGCGCUAAGCAGAAGCUUGGACAAUAACAACAAAACCACCCAGUUAAGCGUUUAAUUAAACACUCAACAUUCUGUUAUACAUAUCUACAUACAUAUGUAUUACAUAGAUAAAUAAUACAUAAAUUCGCUCCGUAUUGAAACAAAGAGACGCAACACAUGUUGAUCAUAUUGUGCCUCAGCUGUGCUAGAAUGUAUGCUAGAUCACUAGAACGAUGCUCGCGCUGAGCAUAAACUUGCGCACGAUCCCCGCAGCUCCUCAAAGCAAUUGUAUAUCUAAAUUGUCGAUAUAUACACGUAUGCACAUAUGCGUGGUUGCUGCCAUCUAUGAUCAUUCAUAAUAAAAAUAGCAAUGGCAAUAUUGACUGCGAGUGAGCAGCGUAAAAAUAUCGGAGAAAAUGUUGUAGAAAAUGCGAACAAUUUUCAGAAAAUUUUAAUUUGUGAGCAAAUGGCAAAACAACAAAAACAGAGCUGCAAAAUUUUGUCGAGCGGCGUGAACUCGAUCUAUUUGGCAUGAUCGGUCGGUCAGUCGUCAGUGAAGCGGUGUCGGUAACGAAAGUGUUUUGUUUUCGCGCUUUUAAUUGGAAGAACUACAUAAGUGAAUAUUAAAUGAUACUGAAAUUGUGGAAAUAACGUUCGAAAAUUAUAUUCAGACCAAGCAACAAGUGUAUUGAGUAAGAGCGACACCGUUCAUCGACCACACCACCGCCACCACUUACUUGAACUGCAACAAUUGAGACUUUUCCGGCACAACGCCAACGCCAACGCCACCACGCCCACGCACAACUCAUACAAAUCGUAGCAAAAGCAAAAAACGUACUCGCUAUAAAAAUAAAAGCAAAAAAUAAAAUAGAAAAGCGCGAGCAAUCCAAAUGGCGAGCAAUAACAGCACAGCGUCGAAUGGCAAUGGAGCCACAAAUGUCGCAAUGGACUUCAGCAACGAGCUGUUGCGCGUCAUCGUCACCACACACGGUACAGGCAACAUUAUCAUAUCACCACUCCAGCUGGAGGCGCUGCUCACGCUGCUCUAUCUCGGCAGCGAUGGCGGCACUGCAGAGGAGUUGCAGCGCGUGCUAGAGUUGAAUCGUUUCGCCAGCAAUGCUAAAAUGGCCAACCACUUCGCGACGGAACUGCAAUUGAGCACCGACUCGGCGGCUGACACGCACAUGCAGCUAUGCAGUGAAUUAUUGUUGCCGGUGGAGGUGGAAGUCAGCGAUGAAUUUCGUAAAAUAGCGCAGAAAUAUUUCCACACAACAGCAUUGCAGCGAGAUUUCAGCAGUAUUGCGAAAUUGCGCGCGCAACUUGAUGAGGAUUUGGCGAAGGCGGCCGCUGGCUAUGCCUGGCGCAUCAACGAUGCCUUAUUGUCCACGAUCACAACGCCUGAGGCGGCGUCAACGGCCAUCGUGUUGGCAGCUGUGCAUUUCCAAAGCAAAUGGUUUCUGCCGUUUAGCUCCUAUCGGACGGGCUUGUACGACUUUCAGUUAAGCGUCGCUGAGGCGCCUGCAGGGAGUGAUGUGUCACAGCUGGCGCCACCAGCAGCUGUGUCUGUGCCAAUGCUCUUCGACGAUGAUAUGUUCGUAAAGUUUGCAGAGUUGCGUGAGUUGGACGCGCGUGCCAUUGAGCUGCCUUAUGAGCAUGACGACGAGCUAGCUAUGCUGCUGGUAUUGCCCAAUCAGCGCGAUGGCCUGGCGGCAUUGGAAAAGCAGUUAGAAGCGUUGGAUCUCAAUGCGUUGGCGGAGCGCAUGCAGAUGGAGAGCGUACAGGUGCUUCUGCCGAAAUUUAAAAUCGAUUUUGAAUGCAGCCUGCGGCAUACUUUGGAACAGCUGGGCAUCACGACGAUUUUCUCGAAAGCGUCAAAUUUUAAGAAUAUGCUGCGGAACAACACCACAGAACCACUAAUAAUUUCAGAUAUUCUACACAAAGUCUGCUUAGAGGUCAAUGAGUCCGGCACGGAAGGUGCAAGUAGUGUUGCAUACAAACCAAUUGUGAUUAGUAAUUCGAUUGAUUCCCGCAAGAAAUUCUUUCGUGCCGAUCAUCCCUUCUACUUCGCCAUACGAAGUCGAGAAGCCACCUAUUUUGUGGGCCAUAUCACAAAAUUUUGAGCGGUUUUCUUUUUUGCUAGUCCAAAGCAUAUACUAUUUUUAACUUAAGUUUAAAGUAAUACUUACGUGAAGUUUUCUAUGUAAAUAUUUGUAAAUGUAUGUUUCGCUUUCGCUUUAUAUAGUGUUUGUUGCUUUAGAAUGCUCAUAAAAUUAUACAGUUACGCAAGUAAGCAAGGCUAGAGAUUAUAGCUAAGUGCGCUGAAUGAUUAAAUAACCAGGAAUUCUCAAGCCGUUAUCAAUAAAAUAUGUUAAAUAAAACUACAUUUUUUUUUUGUAAUAUUUUUGAUUUUUUAUAACAAAGAGUCUCGAAAAUGUUUAUUUAAUGUUUAGAGUUUAGAUUUUACAAUUUUAGUUUUAGUUAUUUUUCUUCUUCUUAAUUUAUAAAUUAUUAAAUUUUUAGUUUUACAAAUGUUUACCAUGGGGUUGGUCGCAUUACCUGGAGCUGUGUUGUAUGUUUUCAAAGUGAAAAGUGCUAUUUGGUUACAAAAAGAAUUGAAAUUGAAUAGGCAUAUAGGCAAUUCUCAAUGGGUUCAUGAAGUAUAUAAAAAGGGUUUCCCAGACUUCGUAGACAAUUUUUGUUUUAGAAUUUAUACAAAUAAGUUCGACUAGUAGGCUUCGAAACGGCUCCUCCUACUUCUCUACAAACCGAUGCCGUUGCUCAUAAAAUUUUCCACUGCCUAGAAAUAAUCGCGUGGUUCAUAAGAACUCGUUCUCGUGAACUGAACUAAUAUUUUGGUCGUAGGUCAAAUUAAGUUUGAAAACGACGGAUUUAUAUCAAAUUGUCUUCACUUGGACUGAGGUGUAUCAGAGUUCUUGAUCUUAAAGUGAAGUAAAUCUCAUUUGGUCUCGCUUUGUGUGUUAGGUACUUCUAAUCUAAAUCUGUAUGAAAUAGUAGUGUAUGUUCUUACAUUAAGAGUACAAGGAGUCCACUACUAUAGAGGCAGUAUUUAGUAAUUUAAAUUAUUAAAAAAGUUUUGAGAUAUUUGCUGUUAAAAGCUAUUGUUAAGAAGCUUGGCAAACAGAAAGUUAGAUCGGUAACUCAUUGCAUCAGUGAUUAGAGAUUUCUACGAAUAAUUUAUAACUAAAAUAAAUUAUCAUUCAUAUUAUGUAAGACAAUUGGUGAAUCUGGCUGGCUACCAUAACAGCUUUUGUAUUACGUAUGGCCACUGAUCUCAGUAUACUUGAAAAUGCAGGCAGCGCCUAUGUUUUUCCAUUUUUUGAGCAGGACUGUUGCAAGAAAUUGGCAAUAUUGUUCAAAACUUAGGUGCAAGGUUGGCUAUCGACUACUGGACUCGCGAUAGUAGUCAUACAUAAUAAGGUUGUAUAUUAUAAAUAAUAUAUGUAUAAGAAUGUGGGUCGGAAACAAACAGUUAUGAGAUUGUGUGCAUAUUUAUAUGAACUGAUCUUUAGCUAACUUUUUAAACAAUGAUUUCUCCAACCAACAGUAUGAGGUUAUGUUCUUAAAAAAAGAAGAUCAAGAAGUGGAGAAUAUGUAGAUUAAAUUCCUUUCGACUAUGGUUCUAUCUCUGGUCUGCUGAACCCAAGGAAAUUUCUAUUGUAAUUAGCUCAAUUAGUGAUUUUCACGCCGUUUUCUUUUAGAAUAACGUAAGUCAAGUACAUUUUUUUUUCAUAUAGUAUAUGAUUAUACUUACAAAUAAAUUGUAUACUGUGAACAGGGUAAAA
This is a messenger RNA of Bactrocera oleae (olive fruit fly), 4083 nucleotides long. RefSeq names its product Serpin 31A (gene Spn31A). Gene Ontology annotation, molecular function: serine-type endopeptidase inhibitor activity. The record is from RefSeq and is a predicted model, not a curated record. NCBI's taxonomy places the organism in Eukaryota, Metazoa, Arthropoda, Insecta, Diptera, Tephritidae.